AUUUUGAAUGCAUUAGCUCGUUGAUAUAAAGUAUGUAAGCAUGCUUACUCUUUGGCUCAAAAUCUGGACCCUAACAGUGAGGGUAGGGGUGUAUAAGUUCAAGACUGGGUUGAUGUAUGUAAUUAAGCAAAAACUAGCUAAACGGGAAGGUGGAACUAUUGACAGAAGUCAACACAUUGUUCGCUUACUAGAAUUCUACAGACUAUAUCGAGAGCGCCAUAAUGUGGAUAAGCUUCGAGAAGAGGAGUUGACAUUGAGAGAGUCAGGUGUUUUCAGCGGUAACCUUGGAGAGUUGGAGCGGAAGACCAUUAAGAGGAAAAAGGUUCAAGGAACCCUGAAGGUUCUGGGAACAGUCCUAGAACAGCUGAGUAAGGAGCUUCCACAUGAAGAAGCUGAAAGAUUAAUACCGCGAGAGCUGAAAAAUAUGAUGGAAUCUGAUGCAGCCAUGAUCGAGGAUCUGACUUAUAAUAUUAUUCCAUUUGAUGUCACUACGACAACAAAUUUUAUUGUUUCUUUCCUGGAGGUUCGUGCUGCCACUUCAGCUUUGAAGUACUUCGAUGGUCUGCCAAACUUGCCCAGAACGUUCUCCAUACCAACAACAAGGAGUGCAGAUAUAUUUGAUUUCUUGCAUUUUACAUUUGGAUUUCAGAAAGACAAUGUAUCUAACCAGUGUGAGCACAUUGUUCAUCUUCUCGCUAUUGAGCAAAGCAGGUUUCAAAUUCCCGAGGAACCUGAACCGUUUUUGGACGAGGCUGCAGUCCAGAAGGUAUUUUUGAAGUCCUUAGACAACUACAUUAAGUGGUGCAACUAUCUGGGUAUCUUGCCAGUGUGGAGCAACCUUGAUGUUAUCAACAAGGAAAAGAAGGUGCUGUUCAUUUCUUUGUAUUUCUUGAUAUGGGGUGAAGCUGGCAAUGCUCGAUUUCUUCCAGAAUGCUUGUGCUACAUAUUUCAUCAUGAAACUAGAAACAAUGAUAAUGGGCGGGCACCUUAUUCAGCUUGGAGAAAUUAUGAUGAUUUCAAUGAGUACUUCUGGCACAACAUCAAGAAGCCAUGUUAUUCCUCAACGUGGGGCUCAACAAAUCCAGUGUAUCCAACAAGUGGGAGGGUAAGAUGUAUGUUAGCCUUACCUGUACCUGUACCCAUACAAAGUAGUUUGUCUUUGAAAGAAUCUCGGCUCAAAAUGAAUAGAAUCAAAGUAUGUUAGCCUAAUGUUAACGAAUAAGUACUUCAUUCUAAAAUAAAUGCAACAAUCAAUUUUUUGACAUUGUAUUGUUUGUCAACACAUUCAAAACUAAAAAAAGGGAAAGGAU
Molecule: messenger RNA, 1310 nt
Organism: Cuscuta campestris
Lineage: Eukaryota; Viridiplantae; Streptophyta; Magnoliopsida; Solanales; Convolvulaceae
Source: the annotation of a GenBank genome assembly